Molecule: messenger RNA, 2722 nt
Organism: Phalacrocorax carbo (great cormorant)
Lineage: Eukaryota; Metazoa; Chordata; Aves; Suliformes; Phalacrocoracidae
Source: RefSeq, a predicted model, not a curated record
CGGGAGCCGCCAUUGUCGCCGCCGCCGCGCUCGCAACAGCGCUCCCGCCUUAAAGGGGCCGCGCCACCGUAUCGCCCAUCAAGACCGGGUGGGGCCCACCGUUCCCAUCACCGCGCCCAGCCCGAUCCGCGCCACAACCAUGAGGGAGAUCGUCCACAUCCAGGCGGGCCAGUGCGGCAACCAGAUCGGGGCCAAGUUUUGGGAAGUGAUCAGCGACGAGCACGGCAUCGACCCCACCGGCACUUACCACGGCGACAGCGACCUCCAGCUCGACCGCAUCAGCGUCUACUACAAUGAGGCCACCGGGGGUAAGUACGUGCCAAGAGCCAUUUUGGUGGACCUGGAGCCGGGCACCAUGGACUCGGUGCGCUCAGGACCCUUUGGGCAGAUCUUCCGACCGGACAACUUCGUUUUUGGCCAGAGCGGCGCGGGCAACAACUGGGCCAAAGGUCACUACACGGAGGGGGCCGAGCUGGUGGACUCGGUCCUGGACGUGGUGAGGAAGGAGGCGGAGAGCUGCGACUGCCUGCAGGGCUUCCAGCUGACCCACUCGCUGGGCGGCGGCACCGGCUCCGGCAUGGGCACCCUCCUGAUCUCCAAGAUCCGUGAGGAAUAUCCCGACCGCAUCAUGAACACCUUCAGCGUCGUCCCGUCCCCCAAGGUGUCGGACACGGUGGUGGAACCCUACAACGCCACCCUGUCCGUCCACCAGCUGGUGGAGAACACGGACGAGACCUACUGCAUCGAUAACGAAGCCCUCUACGACAUCUGCUUCCGCACCCUGAAGCUGACCACCCCCACCUACGGCGACCUCAACCACCUCGUCUCGGCCACCAUGAGCGGCGUCACCACCUGCCUGCGUUUCCCCGGCCAACUCAACGCCGACCUCCGCAAGUUGGCCGUCAACAUGGUGCCCUUCCCGCGGCUCCACUUCUUCAUGCCGGGCUUCGCCCCCUUAACGUCGCGCGGCAGCCAGCAGUACCGCGCCCUCACCGUCCCCGAGCUCACCCAGCAGGUGUUCGACGCCAAGAACAUGAUGGCCGCCUGCGACCCCCGCCACGGCCGCUACCUCACGGUCGCCGCCGUCUUCCGAGGCCGCAUGUCCAUGAAGGAGGUGGACGAGCAGAUGCUCAACGUGCAGAACAAGAACAGCUCUUACUUCGUCGAGUGGAUCCCCAACAACGUGAAGACGGCCGUGUGCGACAUCCCGCCCCGGGGUCUGAAGAUGGCCGUCACCUUCAUCGGCAACAGCACGGCCAUCCAGGAGCUCUUCAAGCGCAUCUCGGAGCAGUUCACGGCCAUGUUCCGACGCAAAGCCUUCCUCCACUGGUACACGGGCGAGGGGAUGGACGAGAUGGAGUUCACCGAGGCCGAGAGCAACAUGAACGACCUCGUCUCGGAGUACCAACAGUACCAGGACGCCACCGCCGAGGAAGAGGAGGACUUCGGUGAAGAGGCCGAAGAGGAGGCCUGAGGGGAACGGUCGUCCUCGGAGAGCCCUCGUCCUUCACUGCCGCCGUCGUCGUCCUCGGAGAGCCCUUCGUCCUUCGCCGUCAUCGUCUUCGGAGAGCCCUUUGUCCUUCGCCGUUGUCCUUGGAGAGCCCUCGGCCUUCAGCGUCGUCGUCCUUGUCCUUCGUCAUCGUCCUCGGCCUUCCUCAGUGUCCUCAGCGAGCCCUUGCUCUUCGUCAUCGUCCUCAGCGAGCCCUUGCUCUUCGUCAUCGUCUUCAGAGAGCCCUUGCUCUUCGUCAUCGUCUUCAGAGAGCCCUUGCUCUUCGUCAUCGUCUUCAGAGAGCCCUUGCUCUUCGUCAUCGUCCUCAGCAUCCUCGGAGAGCCCUUGCUCUUCGUCAUCAUCCUCAGCGAGCCCUCAGUCUUUGCUGUUGUCACCAGAAGGCCACUUGGCCAUCGCCGUCGUCUUUGGAGAGCCCUCGGCCUUCAUCAUCAUCCUCGGAGAGCUGUUGUCCUUCAUCACUGUCACCAGAAAGCCCUCGGCCUUCACCGUCGUCACCGACAAGCUCUUGGCCUUCACCAUCGUCACCAGAAAGCUCUUGGCCUUCAUCAUGGUUGUCCUCGGAGCCCUCGGCCUUCACCGCUGUCAUUGGAGAGCCCUUGGCCUUCAUCAUCGUCAUCUUCAGAGAGCCCAAAGCCUUUGUCAUUGUCCUCGGAGAGCCCUCGGUCUUCACCGGUGUCAUCACCAGAGUCCUUGUCCUUCAUCAUGGUCACUAGAAUCCUUCAUCAUCGUCACCAGAGAGUCCCAGGUCCUUCAUCGUGAUCACCGAAGAGCCCUCAUCCUUCACCAUCAUCAUCGUCACCAGAGAGUCCUCGGAGCGUCCCCGUCCUUCGCCGCCAUCUUUGUCACCGUCCCCUCUCCGAUGUCACCGUCCCCUUCCGUGUCACCCCCCCCGCCCCCUCCCCCCGCCCCGCCGGGGGUGACGUCACCACUAAAUUAUUGCAGCUUCCCCGGGGAACCAAUUCACCCCUUUUUCCACCCAAAAAAAAAACCACCACUCCAGCUGCAGGGGUCUCCUGGGUGGCCCUGUCCCCGUGUCCCCAACCAGGGGCUCUCCUGUCCCCUCCAUGUCCCUUCCCCCACCCCCCCCACCCCCCAAAUCCAUCCUUUUUUGGUUCGUUUUUCUCCUUUUUAAGCUUUUUUUUUUCUCCUUUUUUUUUUUUUCAUAUUGAAAAGCCGCCCCCGGGCGAGGAAUAAACCCGGGAUGUAAAGCCA